UUGUUAUACUCGCCAGUAGAGAACAUCCAGCGCGUUGCCGCCGGUGUCCUGUGCGAGUUGGCCUCUGACAAGGAAGGUGCUGAGCUCAUUGAGCAGGAAGGAGCCACCGCACCCCUGACAGAACUUCUCCACUCCAGAAACGAAGGUGUGGCCACAUACGCUGCGGCACCCCCAGGAUUUGACGAUGUUGGUGGUUUCGGACAAGAUGAAUAUCGUCCCAAUGAUCAGAUGUACAACCCAGGUAGUCAACAAAACAUGAGCGGGUCUCAGCAUGACAUGAGUCGAGGUUAUGACAGUCAGUUGCCAAUAGAUUCAAUGCAGGGUUUAGAUUUAGGCAGCCAGGGUAGCAACCAGUAUGGCCCUAUGGACAACCUAGACAUUGGACCCCAUGGUGAUCUCAGUUUCGGAAACAUGGACAACAGUGGUAUGCCCCCACAAGGUCAGGGAGACAACCCUGGCGGGCUUCCCCAAACCUGGUUUGAUACCGAUUUGUAAGGGGAGAUAAAUUGUGACCCAUUAUCAGUGAUCUAUAUUCUAAUGACUUUAAUCAGCAUGGAAAAAAACAGUCAGUUAAAGGGAGACAAUUUAACCAGUGAACUUGUGUGGAUAUUAAAGGGCGGUCUACAGAACAACACCAAAUAUCUUCAAAAGAUCUGUAAGACAUCAGUGACUGAAUGAACUGUACAAAAUGCUUGGAUCUUUUUAAACAUAUGUGUAAAGAUUUUUCUUUUAACUUUUAAAAUUUUUAGAACAUAAUUUAGAUUUCUUUGUGUUUUGUACUAUAUAUAAUGCAGUCAAGAUAGGGUGAAUCUUUGAAAGAAAGGGAGAAGAUAGGAGUAUAAAAAACAACUACAUAAUCGGAUAUUGGAUAAUUAAUUUUCUUGUGUCCUCAUUGACGAAAUAUCGCACAUCUUUUGGUGGUACAAUAACACACACUGCCGUUAUAUGGAUUACUGUUAAAUCAUUUUCAUUUGAUAGCCUAAAUUCAAUUUUCAUGAAUGAAUUUACUGAAUUGUUCAGCAGAACUGAUGGACAAAGUAUUGAAGAAUUUUGAAAAUUUCACACAUUUAAUUCAAUGAAAAUCAACAAAAAAGGAAUUGAGGAGUAAAAUUAUUUUGGUAAAAGAUUGAAAAAUUGUAACAACAUUCUGUGGUUUAAAAAGCUAUUGAAUAUUAGAUCAUUAAAUACACAGGGAAACUUCAGGACUUUUUUCUUCACUAUUUAAUUGGCUAAUCAAUGCAUUUAAACUUUUCUUCAUCUUUUUUUUGUACAUAAGAUUUGUUGUCUUGAUGGCAAAUUUGUAUAUGGGAGCAAUGUAUAUCGUCAAAUCUUACAAAAUUAUAUAACCCCCCCUAUUCAUCAUUAGCAAAAAGUGGCAAAAUUUGAUACAUAAAAAAUUGUAUGUCAUUUUUAAGUCAGAUCCUUGUGAAAAUAAUCUAGGUACCAGAUGUGUAUUUUAGUCUUUACUAGAAAUAUUUAUGAUUUUUCAUAUGUAUAUGCCACUGUUUUAACGUGCAAGAUAUUGGUAUUAAUAGUUUUGUAUUUUGAAGAUAUGAACAUAUUUUUCAAUCAAACGUUUAUUUCAAUCAAGAGGACUUGUUCGAUUAACAUAUUUUUUUUGUGAAAACGGACAUAUUUUUUGUAUGAAUCAAAUGUAAAUAUUUAUCUAAGAAUUUUUUUAAAUUGCAUUUAUUUCAUGCAAGGAAUGAAAUUACUUUUGCAUGCUCUCUUCCGUUUGGAGAGUGGAAGUUGUAUAUACAUAGUAGAGAUUUUUUUCAUACAGCAUGCACAGGUAAUCAGUCUGUUUUAAGAUUUUCACUAAAAAAUAUUUGGGUGUUUUGGUCUAUGUUGCAGGUAAAUUUUGACAAGAAUAUAUGUUCAUAUCUUCAACAUGGAAAUGAAAAUCAAAGAAAACCCAUGUCAUUAUUAUAAUUUGAAUUAUUAUCAUAAUAUUUACAUUUAGUCAUACACAGUAAAACUGUGUUUUUUUGUCUAACUUUAUAUAUUUUUGACACAUCUUUUUUUUUUAAAGAAUUGAACAAAACACUAAACUAUUUUUUAUAAAAUUGCCUUUAAAUAUUAUAGUACUAUGUAUGUAUGUAUAUAAAUAUAUAUUUCUGUAUCACUGUUAUUUUUAUGUCAACUGUUUCACCUAACUGCGCCUUGAUAGAGUAUUCAGAACAGAUUUAAACAAAACCAUAAUCAGGUUAUAAACGCAAAAAAUUAUACAUUACCAUUUUUUUUAGCAUAUUUUCUUAACAAUCAGGCAAAUUUAACAUUUGUUUCGGAAAGAAAUUCAAAAAUUUUUCAAUCCCAAAACCAACCCUCGCAAUUUGCACCAUUUUUUCAUCUUGUAGAUUUUUGUUCCAUGGUCAUUUAUAAGAUAUUUAUCCUGGCAUAUUUUCUCCAUAGAUCUGACCACACCGCCCCCCAUUUUUAAAUCCAGAUUUUAUAUCAUUUUAUCAUUCAGUGUAUUAUUUGUACAUAAUUUUACUGUAGUAAUAAACAAAAGUAGACAAGUUUUUAUCUUUUAUUUAGUUCAUUCUGUCUGCCGUAUUUAUGUUAUGGAAAUAGAGAAUUGGGAAAUUAACGAUUAUUUAAUAAUAUAGUCUAAUGUUUGCAUGUUAAAAAUUCUAAAAACCAUUAACAGUAAAAUCAUCUUGGCUAAUAUUGAAACUAAAUCAUUCCAUCAAUCGUAUAUUUGUUGAAAAUAAAGGUUGUACAUGCCAUUUUAUAUAUGUUUUACUUUGUACAGUGCAUGGAAAUUUUACAAAUUUUGUUUCACAAUUUUUUUCUCAGUUCUCUGCAAACUUUCUUACUUCAUAAUUUUUGUUCAUUUCUCCUCUUUUGGAUAAAUAUUUGGAAAAAAAUAGUGCAUUCAAGAGUAGAAAACGUGCUAUAUCAUAUGAUUUUAUGUAAAACAAGUCUUUAUUAUUAAAUGUGAAUUAAAAAUAUCAAAAAAUGA
Messenger RNA from Ruditapes philippinarum (Manila clam), 2965 nucleotides. RefSeq names its product catenin beta-like. Lineage: Eukaryota; Metazoa; Mollusca; Bivalvia; Venerida; Veneridae. The record is from RefSeq and is a predicted model, not a curated record. Gene Ontology annotation, biological process: cell adhesion; positive regulation of transcription by RNA polymerase II. Gene Ontology annotation, cellular component: adherens junction; catenin complex. Gene Ontology annotation, molecular function: transcription coactivator activity; alpha-catenin binding; cadherin binding. The transcript has 3 exons. The annotation marks the transcript as partial.